GGCCCCCGUAGCGUUCGGACGUGUGACGCGUUCGUUGCCGACACCUGUGGCACCAUAUUCGCGGUUCGACAUUUUGUUUACCCAGGAUCACAGUGAUAGUGUUAUGUGUUUGUGAAUGGAUUGCUCCUUUAAGAUUCUGGGUCCGCGUCCGUUGGCAGUGCUGUGUCGGUUUUGAUCAAACUGUAGUGAUUUUGGUGACAGUGUUUCGAAACAAAAUGUGGAGGUGAUCUAACUUUGGAACGAUAUGUGCUGUGAUUUUCAAAAUGUGCUCGAAAUUAGAUUUCGCUGUCAUUCUGUGCGCACUUCCCAUAAUCGCCUGUUUCCAACAGCAAUACUUCAGGGUCCCACCAAAGAGUUUGAGGGUCCAGGAAGGAUCAGAAGCCGUUCUAGAGUGCGCUGUUGCUAAUCUGGCUGGCCAGGUUCAAUGGGCGAAAGAUGGAUUUGCUCUUGGCUUCUCAUCAGUUAUACCGGGAUAUCCUCGCUACACGAUGUUCGGGGAUCGCCGUCACGGUAUCUACAACCUUCGCAUCAUAAACACCACUUUGGAAGACGAUGCUGAAUAUCAGUGUCAAGUUGGACCAGCCCAAAUGCACAAAGUCAUUAGAGCGAACGCCAGCCUUACAGUUAUAUCGCCACCCAAUGCCGUGGAGAUCGUGAAUCAUCCCCACAAUUCCAAGCUGGAGGUAAAGGAAGGAGAGGAUGUGGUGCUAGAAUGUCAGGUGAAAAACGCCAAACCAGCUGCCAAGAUAGUGUGGUACAGAGGAAACCAGGAGAUGAAAGGGGAUAAAGUUUCAAGCGAAGACAUCAAAGAAGUCGAAGCCGCUAACGGAAAUCCCAAAUCAACGAGAUACACAACAAUAUCCAGAGUUCACUUCAAAGCUACUUCAGAGGACGAUUACGCUGAUUUUACUUGUGAAGCACGCCAUGAAGCGCUUCAGAGGGACCUGCCGAUGCGCAGCACGGUACAGCUCAGUGUACUAUAUCCACCUGGAGCACCAUAUAUUGAAGGUUAUGCAGAGGGCGAAACUGUUAGAAGAGGACAAAGUCUCGAGCUGGUUUGCCGGAGUAGGGGAGGGAAUCCGCCAGCACAGCUGAUAUGGUACAAGAACGGCGAGCAAAUACGAAUGGCAUACAGGACAAGCGGCAGGAUGUCCGAAAACGUGUUGUCUUUCAAGGCGGAUGCGUCUGAUAACAAAGCGAGAUACACUUGUGAGGCUAAAAACAUCAUGAUAAGCAACACGCUGAAGGCCGAAAUAGAUCUCACUGUUCUAUUUGCACCAUCCCACGUGACGAUAUCUGGCCCUUCAGAGGCGAGGGUCGGUGAUCCAGUACCCUUAAGUUGCAGCACGGCCCCUUCAAACCCAGCUGCUGAUAUCAAAUGGUUGGUCUUAGGUAAACAUCACAGGGAAGCAAGCAACAGAACCGUCAUAUCUCCCGAUGGUGGUUGGAUCACCACAUCUAAUAUCACAGUGGUGGUGGAGCCACAUCGGCGGUCGAUCGUCGUGGUAUGCCACGGCAUUAACGGACAACUGACUGAGAACGUGGUCGCCACACACACCAUCAAUGUACUAUAUCCACCUUCAGCUCCAAUGAUAACUGGUUACAUUCCCGGGACGACUCUCUCAGCUGGGACGGUUCAAAAGCUGUCCUGUAUAUCCACUGGUGGAAAUCCGUUGGCUACCUUGACCUGGUUUAAGAAUGACAAAAAGAUACAUUCAAUAACUAAAACCACGGACAAGUCGGUGUCGGCUGAGAUAUCAAUACUGACAAACGUGACUGACAACCAAGCGCAGUAUAGAUGCGAGGCGACGAACAGCGCCACAGAGAUACCGCUCUUUGAAACUGUCACUCUGAAUGUACAUUUCGCACCCGAGACUGUAAAAGUUAGAGCAUCACCCGCCGAGCUAACUCCUGGUAUAGAAGGCACACUCUACUGCGACGCCGCUUCUAGCAAUCCACCCGCCACGCUAUCCUGGUGGAGGGAUGGGAUACCAGUUCAAGGCCUGCCGAUGCAGUUAAAGAAGGGCCUCCACGGUGGUACCGUCUCUACCGUAGAGUUAAAGCUGAAUAUCACCAAGGAGCUAAAUGGCGCCGUUUAUACCUGCCAGGCUUCAAACGACGCUCUGCAAAGAAGCGUCCACGACGCUUUGACUCUUAAAGUAUUCUAUCCGCCGAUAUUCGACGACACGCCCCUCUCGAUUGUGGGGGUUGAAAACGACCCGUUGGUUGUGAUGCUGCGAGCUGACGGGAACCCCUCCAGCAUCACGUACACCUGGACCAAGGACGGUCUGCCGGUCACACAGGCUUCAUACAGCAGUGCCAACGAUCGUAUCGUCUCGUCGGGCGGGACUUUGAAUAUGACUCGUGUGUCACGACACGAUGCUGGGACUUACUCCUGUGAAGCUCUGAACGCUUAUGGCAGCGCUCGGAUUAACAUAACAGUUAAUGUGCACUAUCCAGCCGAUAUUAAAUCUGUCUGGCAGACAGGUAUUGUGGAUCCUAACGAUAACGCUGUACUGGCGUGUACGGCCAGCGGGAACCCGUUAACAUCGGAUCACAUAAAAUGGGAGCGCAAAAACUAUGACAUGUCGACGAAAUUAGUGACAUUUGAAUCUAAGAACCAAACUAGCUAUCUGACGAUAGAGAGAGCGGCGAGAGAGGACGUCGGCUCGUUUGAAUGCGUGGUGAACAACGGCAUCGGCGGCGAGACUCGCCACGAAGUGAUGUUGGUUGUCAAAUUCAAACCUGAAAUGAACACCUCGCCGACACUCGCCAAAUCCGCGUCCAAUGUCGGCCAAGUCGGGCGGCUAACUUGCAAAUGCAAGUCCGCCCCGGCACCUAACUUCACGUGGUCGAAGGGCGGCGUUAAGCUCCCCGUGAACACGUCUACGAAGUACUUCGCUGAGUAUCACAGGAACGACCAGAUCACAUACACCUCUGUGUUAUUAAUAAACGACAUAAGCACGUCGGAUUACGGCGCAUACGAGUGCGGGGCGAGGAACGACCUCGGCUUCGGGUCAGUCUCCGUAAAAUUGGAUGUCACCGGUCCGCCAGACCCGGUGUCGUCUAUAGUUGUAACCAACGUCACCCACGACACCAUAACCCUAGAGUGGGUGCCAGGCUUCGACGGCGGGUUGACCUCCUGGUUCAGAGUUCGUUAUCGCAAACCCCACGACUCCACAUACACGUAUCACGACGUAACCCCCAACACGACCCACUAUACUGUGUCGGGGUUGGAGCGACACACGGACUACGUACUGUCCGUCAUGGCGGUCAACGGAAUGGGGGAGAGUCGCUACAGACCUGAUGAUACGAAGGCUACGACCCUCACUUCAUCAGAAGUUGGUGAACUGAACGUAGUUUCUACGGAGCAUGUAGAAACGGCCGACGUGUCUAAAUCAGUAGUUUUAUACGUGUGCGUGACAGUCGCUGUGUUAGUUAUUAUAAACGCUGUUUUAGUUGCUUGUUUUGUAUUGAAACGACGCUCCAAGCGCUCCAAAGAGCAAGCUGGGCAGUCGUCAAAAUCAACGCCCAUAGAAAUGUACGCUCCGUCAUCUUACAACGACACUAUGGGCGAAACACUAAGCUCAGUGUCAGAGAAAUCUGAAACGUAUUCACAAGAUGAAGCGCCCCCCGUGCCUGACGUGCCCAGCAUGCCGAGACACAUGAUGAACCAGUCGGAUUCUUAUCUCCUGGAUGAGAACCUGGUCCCUCCCCCCUUAGACUACCCUCCGCCCAACUACGUGUAUGACGAACACGCGAGGACUCUACCACAUCCACACAGACUACGAGAGGUCCGGGGACACAGCACCCUCGGGCGGACGGCCGGUAAACAAGCGUACGUACCGACGCCGAGUCCGAUGCCACCAUUAGACGGCUCCUACUACAAUAUGGCGUCCGAUAGAUACCUGUCUUACCCACCACUCAUUGGAGAAUAUUUACAACAGCAAGCCGGUAGAACUCCGACUCCGCCACAGCAAUACUCUAGAGAUAAUCAUCUGAGUCCACCGAACUGUGGAAUCGAUGGUGAACGAGCUGUCCCCCCUGAUGUGACUGUUCUUCACCCCCCAGUAUGUACACAGCAAUUUCCGUUAAACCCAUCUCUAUCUGUGAAGCAACCGCAGUCCAUACUAAAAGAUCCGUCGAGGCAUAAAUAUAGCAACCAAUACGGCAGUCCCAUAUCCUCUAGUUCGCCUCAGAACCAAAGUCAAAUAUUGACAGUUCAGAAUUUAACGGAUGUACCACAGUACGGUACCAUAAAGAAAGACAAGAAACAAAACGUCACUAUAGACGAAUCAUUCAACAAACAACAAACGCACGUAGUUUAAAAUUUAAAUAAAUGACAAAGUGUAUCAAGUGUACGAAGCGUAUGAGUGCAAAGUGUACGAAGUGUAUUAAAUGUACCAAGUGUACGAAGCACAUGAAGUGUGUGAAGUGUAAAUGUAAAAGUGAAGUGAACCGUAAUCUAUUGUAAAUAGAUUGACAGAAUUAGAUAGUUUUAAAUUCAUUGAUUGUGAUACCAAUGAACGGUAGAUAGCUGUGACUAUUGUUUGACUGAUUCGUUAAUUUAAAAUAAUUUCAACUUAGACAAGACGUCCAGAAGACGAGCACUCGUCAUGAAGUUCCCGAAAGGAUCUCUUAUACGGUUAAGUUUUUAUUUUUAAUUAUUAAAAUAAAAAAAUUGUAUUAAUAUAUGAGAAUUCUAAAUUUCUCGAAAUAUUGAUGGAGUUAAUUAAUAAAAAAAAUUAGGACACUAUUUUAAUCGAAAUGAUUCUUUUGUAUUUUUUUUUUUGUUAGUUUUAAUCACGUUUUUCUUUGGAAAACUAGUUCCGAUAUAAUUUUCUCUUGUAUAAAUCUACGGAGCAUUCGUUGCAUUUCGUUUAAUGUAAAUAUAAUACUCAGAUCGCGAACUGACAAUAAUUAUAAGUUUUUAUUAAUUUCAUUCCCCGCUUGCACACACUCAUUGUAAAUAAAUCAUUAUUGUAAUUUACAUAGCUUUUCUAAUACGAAAAUAAUCGGUUUUAAUACAGAUACCAAAGUUUUAUUAAUUUUAUUUCUAAGUUAUUAAGCUAAUUUUUAGUUUUUAUUUUUUUUUUUCCUGUUUUAUUACUAUUAUUAUUAUUUUUAUUUCGAUUCUGUAACAGCUAAUAAAUUCAUAACUGAUUGAAUUUAAUAAUUAACAAUUAUUAUCAAAAU
Molecule: messenger RNA, 5196 nt
Organism: Danaus plexippus (monarch butterfly)
Lineage: Eukaryota; Metazoa; Arthropoda; Insecta; Lepidoptera; Nymphalidae
Gene: sns
Product: nephrin
Exons: 29
Coding region: 264-4328 (1354 amino acids)
Biological process (GO): cell-cell adhesion
Cellular component (GO): cell-cell junction
Molecular function (GO): cell adhesion molecule binding
Source: RefSeq, a predicted model, not a curated record